Phaedon cochleariae (mustard beetle) is the source of this 1617-nucleotide messenger RNA. Lineage: Eukaryota; Metazoa; Arthropoda; Insecta; Coleoptera; Chrysomelidae. The record is from the annotation of a GenBank genome assembly.
GUAGUGUAACGAUGAAACAUCUAGUCAGUUUACUCUUAUUCGUUCUAUUGACUGAUAAAUAUGAAGGUGCCAAGAUACUGGGCGUUUUUAUUCUUUGCGGAAAGAGUCAUUAUCAUUUGGGAAAUUCAUUGAUGCGUGGUUUGGCAGAAGCUGGGAAUGACGUCACUAUGAUCAGCCCCUUCGAAGAUAAAGAUCCUACAGAAAAUGGAUCAUACAGGAAUGUCGUAUUGACAGGAAUAGCCGAUGGAUACGAAGAUCAUUUGAAGCGGCUCAACCUCUUCGGUGGGAAUGACUUCAAUUCGUUUACUCACAUAGUCGGAUUCCACAAAUCUGUUUAUAGCCAAGUGAAAAGGGCCUUCGACCAUCCUAACGUUCAGAAACUACUGAACUCGAAUGAACAAUUCGACGCUGUUAUAAUAGAACAAUUCAGCAACGACGCUCUGCAAGUAUUACCUCAUCAUUUCAAUGCGCAUUUCAUCGCUUUCUCGCCAGUAGGGUCAUAUUAUACUGUGAACAAUAUGGUAGGUAAUCCCACGAUGACAUCAUAUACUCCUGGUUUCAUCACCACUUUCUCUAGAGACAUGUCACUGUUCCAACGCAUCUAUAAUACCCUACUGCACCUCAGUCAAUGUUUCCUAGAGUAUUUCGUUCUCCUGGAUAAGUAUGAAAAACUGCUAACCGAGUAUUUUCCGAGUGCCCCCAGUAUAUACGAUUUGCAUUUUAAUGCGUCCCUAGUACUCCUCAAUUCCCAUGAAUCUUUGGGGCAGCCAGUACCUCUGGUUCCUAACAUGAUCAAUAUUGGAGGUUUUCAUGUAAAGCCCCCAAAGGUGCUGCCUGUUGACUUGCAAAGAUACCUGGAUGAGGCUGAGGAUGGAGUUGUUCUCCUAAGUUUCGGUUCAAACUUGAGGAUGCAUAAUAUGGAUGAGGGAAAGAGAAAUGCACUUGUCAAUGCUUUGGGCAAACUCAAACAGAGAGUCUUGUGGAAAUGGGAGAGCGGGUAUGAUUUCGAAUUGCCUCCUAAUAUCAAGAGAGUAAAUUGGAUACCACAAAUGGAUGUAUUGGCUCAUCCUAAUGUCAAACUUUUCGUAACCCAUGGUGGUCUUCUCAGUCAAACCGAAACAAUCUACAAUGGAGUACCAGUUUUGGUUAUUCCUGUAUUUGGUGACCAAGCUAUGAACGCGAAUAAUGCCGUUUAUGAUGGUUACGGAUUGUCCUUGAGCUACCAUGACCCGCAAUUUGGAGAAGCGAAAUUGACUGCAGUGUUGGAGAAAUUACUAAGCGAACCGAGGUAUCAGGAGAAUGCUAAACGAGUAUCUCGUUUGUACCAUGACCGUUAUAUGACGCCAAUGGAAACUGCAGUUUACUGGGUCGAUUACGUCAUACGUCAUCAUGGAGCUCCCCAUUUGAGAGUAGCAGGAGUGAAGUUACCUUGGUACAAAUAUUGUUUACUGGAUGUCUUUGGUGUCAUAGUGAUAUCUUUCGGUUUAGUUAUCAUAUCGUUAGUUUUUUUGUUGAAAUGUAUUUUGAAAGUAUUCCAAAAUAGGAAGACAGCCACGAAACUCAAAGGCAGUUGAUAUUGUUCAUUGUGAAUAAAUAAAGAACAAACAAUAAGUUCAA